This is a messenger RNA of Chenopodium quinoa (quinoa), 3037 nucleotides long. RefSeq lists its product as uncharacterized. The record is from RefSeq and is a predicted model, not a curated record. Bases 131 to 2488 code for a protein of 785 amino acids. The transcript is spliced from 10 exons. Lineage: Eukaryota; Viridiplantae; Streptophyta; Magnoliopsida; Caryophyllales; Amaranthaceae.
CAAUGAAAAUUAAAAUAAUUAUGAUCAUCUAACGAUUCCAAACGCGCCUUUACCAUCAUUGACAGUUAGACCCUUCUCAACACAAAACAGGAGAGAGAAAGCUCUGCUCGAAAUCUUACAACUCCCAUCAAUGGCGGAACACGAAGAAGACGGCUUCAGCUUCGGCGAUUUCAAAUUCGCAACACCACCUCCUCCUUCUCAUCUUCAACCUCAACCUCAAUCUCAAAUCAAUGGCGUCACUUCCACCUCCAAUAUCGCCGACGUUUGGGGCGAUUUCUUCUUCAAUCCUUCACCCCCUCAAUCUACCCCUUCUCAAUCCCAGUUCAAUCUCCCCGAUAACAAUGGCUUCUCAAGUUCCUUCAAUUGGGCUCAACCCGUUUCUGGCCCAUCUCCGAUUCGGGUUGAUCCGGGCCCGACGAAACCGGCGAUUGGAGCUUCGCCUUUGUCCUUGUUCGGUGAAGUUGAUCCAAAUCCUAACACUCAAUCUAAUGGGAACUUUGAUUUUACUGGGUUUAAUAUGAAUUUUAAUGGGGUGGCUUCAGAUUUGAGUAUUGAGAAUGGUAAUAAGAAGAAUGAUAAUAAUGAAGAAGAAGAUGAGGAUGAAUGGGAAUUUAAGGGUGCAUUUUCUGGGAAUUCUGUAACAGAACAAGGGAAUUCAAAGGAUGGCUCUGUAGUAUCCAAAUCAAAAAUCGAGCUUUCGAUGAAAAAGGAGCAAGAAAAGCAGGCCGGUCAGGAUGCUUCCCAAUUUGUUGAUCACAAGCUUGGUGUUAAUGGAUUGGGACCUCAAUCUAUUGACUUUUUUGCUGCACCAUAUGAAAACGAGACUAAUCAUCAAUCCAGUGAAAUGGCUGUUGGUAUCAAGUCAAAUGCAAGCACAACAAAUGGUUUCAUGUGGGAUCCCUUUCCUGAAGUUGAGCUCAUUGACAAUGGAGGUGGAAUAAGUGCAAGUUCUAUGAAUCAAGAUGAUGAUUUUGAUGACUUUGGGGAUUUUAUAGAUGCAUCUCGAGAAGUUGUGUCUAAGGAGCAGCAAGAGCAAGUUGGUAAUGAUGUGAAUCCUGCUGAAGUUCAGCUACCAAAUGGAGAAGCCCAGGAGAAGCAAACCCAAACAAAACAUUCUAGAGGAGCCCUGCCAUUAUCCCUCUUCUGUGAUGAUUCUGAAGAAUCCAGUGAUUCCUUGAAUCUUCAAAAUGAAGUGGCCCAAAUGCCUACUCUUAAUCCUGUGAAUAGCUUCAGUGGCCAGAAACCAGCGAUAUCUAUCAAAGAUCUUGUAUCAAAUUUGUACAGUGAAGCUCAGCUUACAUCUUCAGUUGAUUCUACCGUAAAACCUGCCGAAAAUGGAGUGCACUCCCCACCAAAGGCAGCGGUAACAACUUCGUUGGAUGAGGAUGAUGACUGGGAUGACGAUUCCUGGGAGUUUAAAGGUGCAUAUUCAGAUAAUGGAGUUGGAGAACAGUUGUCCACAGCUAUUCCGGGAAAUGUGGCUCAGAAACAGUUACCAGAAUUGCAAAUUUAUAUAGAUUUUUAUGAUGAAUUGAGGGGUUCAUUAUGCUUUCUUCUUUCAUGCCAACUUGAUGAACUAAAGAAAGCUCGAAGUUCAGAUGUAAAUGGUAAUGGAGGCAAAGCAGAAGCUCUUGAUGAUGAAAUGCAGGAAGUUUCUAAACUAUUGGAAGAGAAAAUGAUUUCUAAGGAAGUUUUUUCAAAGAAAGACCUUGAGAGAAGCACUUGUCUUGACAAAUUCCUCGACGUUCUUCAAGGACCAAAUUUCAAUGUUAUUGAAGCGGAAUUUUCAUUGACAAAAAAACUGCAGUUGGCUGUGAGUGAUUGGAGGGUUACUGCUGAACUCCUGAGGCAUGCAAUAUCGAUGCUGAAAGUUCUAUUGCUAGGUACAGCUGAUGAUCAAUCGCUUUAUGUGCUGACUUGGUCUAAGGUUAUUAAUGUUUGUGUUCAAGAGUUGAGUCAUGGUGCGUCGAUAUGGAAAAGAGCAUCAGAGAAGAAUGUACAACAUCAGAUUUUGUCAGAUUCUCGAGGUCAGCAGUUUAUCCAAGCUCUUGGAGAAAUUUACAAGGUUGUAGAAAUUCUUGGGCUGUCAGCCAAAGUUUACAAGCAGUGGAUACUAUUAAGUCCUUCAUCAGAUCCUUCACAGUUUUUCAGUGUUUUGUUUGAGUGCGGUGCUUUAUGGGUAAAUUCAGGUUUGGAGAGAGCCCUCCAAAAUCUGUCAGAUGGUAUUGAUUUUCAAUGUAAUGAAAGUGCGAAGACAUUAGUCACCUCUAUUACGAAUAUUCGUGAUAUUGAUGUGGUCGCUGUGCAUGAUCGUGUUUUCCGUGAACAUAAAUCUAUUUGUCGCCUGUCCCUACUGCCUCAAGAAAUAAUGGCAGACUUGAAGACAGUGACCUGGGGUGAGAAGCCUUACUUUCUGAACCUUGCUAAUUUGUGGGAGAAUUUGAUCAGCUCUACUCCUCCCCAAUUACCCAAUUUGCAAAUCAGCUGAACAGAUAGAUAUCCGAAAAGUUGUGAUUAUCUCUGUGGCAUACCUUCCUAAAUUUUCAAUGGUUUCAUGAAAUUCCCCCCCCCCCCCCCCUUCCCCCAGAGCAGCAAUAUAAUGGCAACACAGCUGCUUGUUGGAACUCUAUGCACAUUGCUCGGGACGAAAGAUCAAGUGUUCGGGAUAUGAAAUUCUGGUGAAGUCGAAAUCAACUCUAGCCAAUUGUAUGGUUGUACCCCCAUCCCCUUUUGUUUUCCUUCUAUAUCUUGUUAUGAUUUCAUUUGAUACACCAUUCUUUUAUAGUAAGUGUAAUAUAGUGCCCCAGGUAUAGAAAUGUGUAAGGAUGGGUUACAUUGGCAAGAAAUGUUCCCAUCUAUUUUUGAACAUAAAAAUCAAUCUUCAUUAGGAAUCAUAGAUUCAUGUGUAAUUUAUUUUAUAGUUUUGCAGUAAUAAAUUCUCUUAACAAUUGUACUAAAUUUGUGAGAAAGCUAUGUAUUGUAUAGAACAACUGUACUGCGUAACGCUUGGAUAUACAAAAUACUCUUUUUUCUUUUU